Molecule: messenger RNA, 1790 nt
Organism: Caenorhabditis sp. 36 PRJEB53466
Lineage: Eukaryota; Metazoa; Nematoda; Chromadorea; Rhabditida; Rhabditidae
Source: the annotation of a GenBank genome assembly
AUGGCCGCGUUCCCACUUUUCUCCCUCUCCCAUAUUCCCCUGAAGUGCGUGUUCGAUCAGCUCGAUCACACCACCAUGUAAGUUCCCCUUUCACUCAUGUUCGCUCAGUUCUAGUCUUCUGUUUGCAGACUCGAGAUUGCGAAAGGCUCGAAAACGGCCAGAAGAUGUGUAAAACGUCUCGAGAUGCCCGUCAAACUCUGCUGCGUGUUUAUGGACAUCAACACACGGAUGAGCGUCGCAACUGCCGGCCAAGAAGCGCGGGUUUAUUAUGAAAACCCGGACUGCAGUUGGAGCCCCAAUGAAGUUAGGUGGACAUAUCAGCAAAUGGAAGAGUUGGCGCGAAGAUUGGUGGAGUGUUUCGAAGUGGAGUGCCAUGUCACAAUCGAUUCUUUAUUGGACUGCGUCAAGAGCAUCAAGGACCUUUUCGUGUGGAAACACGGAAUCGACUGUCCAUAUAUCGAAGUGCACGAUGCACUGAUGACGGAUGCGGAAUUCGAGUUCCUAUUCGACUACUCGGCGGCGACGCAUGAUCUUCGACCAAUUGGAAGGCAUCUCGUUUUCGAUCGAUUGGGAAGUUGAAGCGCUUCGAUAGACUGUUGGAACGAGUCGAGAUGAUAUACAAAGGGAAGAAUCGUCUGGACUGUCUGCGGUGAGUCUCGAUAAAACGUUGGCCAACCUAAUAAGAGUUGUUUUCAGCAAUGCGCACCGGCGUUCGCUUCAAAGACGUCCAACAAAAAGGCACUGGACGUGUGGCAAUCGUGUUGUGGGCAAGUGCGGCCUUUUCUUUCACCGUUUGGCCACAAGAUCUAUGCACUCUUUCAAGGUCUUAACUAUUGUUUUAUUUUAGUGACACCAAUAAACAUGUUGAUAUUACAAAUCUGCCUCCCAACGGAACAACAAAAAUGUAUUUCCGUAAUGUAAAGCGCGCCUUCUUCCGGCACGGUUUCUUCUACUCUGACUCAGAUACAACAAGCUGGAUCUUUCGUUAAAAAGAUUUAUUAUAAAAAAGAUUAAGGAGCCAUAGAAAUAUUACAAAAUGAGGGGGAUAAAACUAAAGAAGGGACAGGUCCUUGAUGAGAAAAGGGACGACGAGCAGUGCGUCCUCUCUCUCCAACCCAACUGACUUCUCUCCGACUUGCCGGCGCUCCCUCUUCCGGAGUGAGGAGACACAGCCAGUCGGGGGUCCAUCGGGUAGCGUCGCGUGGCGCCUGUCACAGUAACAUCACCGGACUCACUCUCAGUGACCAACUGACCUCCUUCCGUUUCGGUCGAAAUAAACUUGAAAGUCCUACUGACCCAUUGAAUGUAAGACUUCCAGGUAGCCUCCAAAGUCGUAAACUUGUCGCCUUGAGACUCGGUACCUCCUUCCGUUUCGGUCGCCAUCUCCUCAUAGGUUCCCAGCCCGACGUACAUUGUGAAAUACGUUGUUUGUUCGCCUGCACGUCGACUCGGACCUUUAUUACGGCAAUAAGACUGUUGGAAUGGAAGGGGAUUGGACGUUUUACAUUGAAUGGCAGCCCAGGGACCAGUUUUAUUACAUCAAGAGGAUCGAAUUCGGAUGUCCGCAAGAAGUGGAUGUGCAGAGAAACUACAGGAAUUUGAACUAUCCGCACUAUUGGAAGAUCUCCACUGGAAUCGUUAGCUCCCGUGCCAAACACAAUUUCCUGGUCGGCGACUUCAAUAUGCCAGGGGCACAUUGGAAUUCGGCCGAUAAUCGAGGAAUCCAUCCAGACCUUGCCAGAAUGAUAAUUACACACAGUAUGACCCAAAUUGUGCACUUCCCCACGUGA